Molecule: messenger RNA, 288 nt
Organism: Phytophthora sojae
Lineage: Eukaryota; Oomycota; Peronosporomycetes; Peronosporales; Peronosporaceae
Exons: 1
Coding region: 1-288 (95 amino acids)
Source: RefSeq, a predicted model, not a curated record
AUGAUAGAGCAACAGCAACAGCAACUCAAACACGAAAUGGAGACGCUGCGUAGAACUUUUCGCGAAAGCAUGCGCGAGAAGGACGAGCGAAUCGCUGAGCUCGAGCGGCUACAGCAUAGUUCAGCGCAGUCUGUCAUGGAUGAUAGCACCAACGCAAUGACCCAGGAGUUGUUGGAUCUACAGGAGGAAAACGACUUCCUGCGGCAAGAGUUUGACAAACUCAAGACGCGCUACGAGGCACUCGUCAAACCAUCCAGCGCUGGCAGCAGGAAGAAGCAGAGCAAGUGA